This is a messenger RNA of Beta vulgaris subsp. vulgaris (sugar beet), 6181 nucleotides long. RefSeq lists its product as hypothetical. The coding region runs from base 505 to 5280 and encodes 1591 amino acids. Gene Ontology annotation, molecular function: chromatin binding. The record is from RefSeq and is a predicted model, not a curated record. Lineage: Eukaryota; Viridiplantae; Streptophyta; Magnoliopsida; Caryophyllales; Amaranthaceae. Gene Ontology annotation, cellular component: nucleus. The transcript is spliced from 5 exons.
CAAUUGUUUUUUCCCAUUUUUCUGUCUCCUCUUCUUUUCCUCAUUUUCCCAAACUUUCUCUCUCCUCCAAAUUUCACUUUCUCUCUCCUCGAUUUUUUUUUUUCUGCUAGAUCGGAGUUUUCUUCUUGCCGUGUGGCGUAACCUCACUCGUUACUGCGAUUUUCUCUCUCCUCCCGGAUUUUUUUCUUUCUCUGAAAUCUCUCGCAGAUCGUCGAUUUUCGCAAAUUUCGUCUUCAAAUCUACGGAUUUUCUUCACUUACUUGCUGUUUCACUGGAUCUGAAGCUGUCUACUUUUUUCAAUCCCUAAUUUGUUGGGGAAAAAAAGGAAGAAGAAAAGUUAACCCUAAUUUUUAAUCGCGAGAAGAGUAAGUUAGGGUUUUGUGUAUCUGAGAUUGAGUUUAUUGAAGAUACGGUUGAUUUUUGCGGAAAUUAGGGUUUUUCAGUGGAGAAAUUAGGGUUGAAAUUGAUGGUGGAGGGUGAAGAAGGAGAAAAUGCAAGGGUAUUAUGCAUGGGCGGGAAGGCGACGAGAAUAGGAAAUUGAGUUGGCAUAUGUUGUCAGUCCCUUCUACGACGACUGUAGCAGGUGGUGUUAGUGAUUCUAAUGGUUCUUCAUCUUCUUGUUUCGUUAAGGAUGGUCGCAAGAUCAAUGUUGGUGACUGUGCUCUUUUCAAGCCUGCCAAAGACUCUCCACCUUUUGUAGGUUUAAUUCGUUCUUGGACAUCUGAAAAAGAAAGUAACUUAAAGCUCCGUGUGAAUUGGCUUUAUCGACCCGCUGAAGUUAAACUUCUGAAAGGCGCUGCACUUGAAGCUGCGCCGAACGAAGUUUUCUACUCAUUCCACAGUGAUGAGAUUCCUGCUGCAUCACUACUUCACCCGUGUAAAGUUGCAUUUUUGCCUAAAGGUGUUGAACUCCCCCCAGGGAUUUCUUCGUUUGUUUGUCGGCGAGUUUAUGACAUUACAAACAAGUGUCUGUGGUGGCUGACAGAUCAGGAUUAUAUUGAUGACCGGCAGCAAGAAGUAGAUCAACUGUUGCAUAGAACACGUAUAGAAAUGCAUGCAUCGGUAGAACAGCAACAAGAUCCCCGUUCUCCAAAACCAGUGAAUGGUUCAGCAGCAACAUCACCAUUGAAACAUAGUCCGGACAGCGUGCAGAAUAGCAGCUCUAACCUUUCUUCUCAUAGGAAGGGAAAAAAGAGAGAACGAGGUGAUCAGUCUUUUGACGCUGUUAAACGAGAACGAUCGACGAGACCUGAUGAUGGGCACUCUAGUUUGUUGAGAUCAGAAAGCAUGUUGAACUUAGAAAUUGCUAAACUUACUGAGAGAGGAGGACUUGUUGAUUCAGAAGCUGUAGUGAGGCUGGUUCGACUCAUGCAGCCUGAGAAAUCUGAGAAAAAGAUAGACUUGACAGGACGAUCCAUGCUCGCUGGUAUUAUAGCUGCUACCGAGAAGCUUGAUUGCCUUAAUCAGUUUGUUCAGCUUAGAGGUUUACAUGUAUUGAAUGAAUGGCUCCAGGAAAUUCACAAGGGUAAAAUUGGUGAUUCAGGAAACUUGAAAAACAGUGAUAGAUCUGUGGAUGAUUUCCUCUUAGUGUUACUUCGUGCACUAGAUAGGCUUCCUGUGAACCUUAAUGCAUUACAGAUGUGUAACAUCGGCAAAUCUGUUAAUCAUUUGCGUUCUCACAAAAAUUCAGAAAUUCAGAAGAAAGCAAGGAGUUUGGUUGACACAUGGAAGAAACGUGUUGAGGCUGAAAUGAGUGUCAAUGAAGUAAAACCUGGUUCAGGUCAAGCUGUUCCAUGGCCAGGCAAAUCCCAGCACGACAGUUCUCAUGGUGGGAAUAGGCACCCAAGUGAAUCUGAUGCAGCCGUUAGGAGUACCGUCACACAUCACACCUCUUUGAAAUCUGCUCCAGUGAAACCUGUGCCUGGGGAAUCCAAUCCAAAAUCUGCAUCAGCGCAUCCUGGUGCUGGAAGAUCAGCAUUGUCACCUACUUCAGCUACUGAUAACUAUAAGGAUGGACAAUCCAGGAUAACUGCUAAUGGUGGAGGCUCUGAGCCUCAGACAGUGGCAAGGGAGGAUAAAAGCAGCAGUUCUAGCCAGUCCCACACAAAUAGUCAGUGCUCCAGUGAUCAGGGUAAAUAUAUGGUUCCAUGUGGAAAGGAAGACACUAGGAGGUCUACUGCUGGGUCUGUGAGCUUGAAUAAAACUGUAGCAAGUAGUACCAAGCACCAUAAAUCAGCUAAUGGUCCUACUUCUGGUGCUCACAGAGAACCUGCAUCAAAUAAAAGCUCAUCGAUGCCCAGAAAUUCAGUUGUAGAGAAGGUAUCACAUAAUGCUAUUGAUGCUUCCGGUCAAGAAAGCAACAACCAUAAGCUUAUUGUCAAGAUCCCUAACCGAGGCCGGGGUUCUGGACAAAACAAUACUGUAGGCUGUAUGGAGGAUUCCCCCUGUAGAAAUAGUAGAGCUUCUUCUCCCGUUCUCCCAGAGAAGCAUGACCAGGCAGAUGUCUUUGUGAGAGGUAAUAAACUUGAUUCUCAUCAAUCUCCUGUGGUUGAUGUAACUUCAACUUCUGUACACCAAAGAACGAGUGACGCAAGGAGAUCACCUAAUAUUUCAAAGAUUGCUAGUUCACCCUCGAGAAAUGAAAUCAAGUCUAGAAAAACUUAUGAUUCUUCCUUCAGCUCCAUGAAUGCUUUAAUUGAAAGCUGUGCUAAGUUUUCAGAAGCUACUGCGUCUGUAUCAGCUGGAGAUGAUGUUGGGAUGAAUUUGCUUGCCAGCGUAGCUGCCAGAGAAAUCUCAAAGUCUGAUAAUGUUUCACCUGCUGUCUCUCCUCACAGAAACUCCAAGAAGGUUGAAAAGUCCUGUAGCAACCAUGUUGGAAAUGAGAAGCAGCUGCAUGUUGAAGAUGUCGUUCAACAAGGUCAGUCAACUAAUGUUGCUGACACUGAAAAUCAUAUUAAUAUUGCAGGUCUUUCAAAAGUUGAUGGGGAAAGUAAUGAACUGUCUGUUAUGACUGAGAAUUUACAUCAAAGUGUGGAAGGCUGCUUGAAGACUAAUGGGACAUUGGAUGAAAAUUUUGGUACUGCUUGUCCACCUGUGUCUGUCGCAUGCAAUGAAGGAAGGAUUGUAGGUGAUCUUCAUGCUGAAAGUGUCACCGGAGAGCUUAUAGCUUCCAAAGAGGAGAUUCAGAACGAGCUUCUUGUUGCAAAUCAGGGAUCUGGUGGUUCUUUGGAAGCUGAAGAUAAGGUUAAGGCUGCCUCUUUGGAUGUUGAGUUUGAGAAAAAAGUUCACAGAGAUAUUGCAUUAUGCCCUGCUACUAAUGAUGAUGAUAGAAAAAGUAACGUUGGCCAAGGGCUUCAAAGCAACAUUGCCUUGGAGCAAAAUGCACUUGCUGUUGCAGUGCAAUCUGAUCCUGUGAAUAAAAUUGAAAAGCCGUUGAUGGUUUCUUCUGGUAAAAGUCAUCAGUCGGCUGCAGUAAUUUCAACUGAAGUUAAAACUCAAAAACUUGAGUCUGUUGCUUCUUGUGACCUUGCCAGGCAGGCAGGCAAUGGGUUAUUAAAGAAAGAGACUGAUCCUUCUUCUGCAUCUGUGAAACAAGGUGAACCUGUAGUUUGUUCUGCUGAUGUAGAUCCGGACAGAAUAUGCAAGGAUCAAAAUUUAGAAAACACAGAUGCACUAACGCAGCAGUCUGGCAGUUCAGCGUCACAAAUAAGUUCUGCAGUUGCUGUUCCGGAAGCAGAGUUACAUUCAAGUUCAGAGGUAACCAAGUCAACUGCCGUGGAAGAGAAGAGUCAAGAGAAUAGUGGAUUUGUUACAGAAAAUGUUGCUCAGCCACCUGCUUCAGGGUGUCCAAAUGUGGAUGCACAACUUGGAUUCGACUUGAAUGAAGGCUUUAAUGGAGAUGAGGGGAAGAAUGAUGAGCCGAUUAACUUGGCUGAUCGUCCAUGCCCAGAUAUUGUCUGUUCUGUCAGCCCCUUCCCCGUCUCUUCUACAUCAUGUGGUCUUCCAGCUUCAGUUACUGUUGCUGCUGCUGCCAAGGGGCCCUUUGUUCCGCAUGAUGACUUGCUGUGGAAUAAACAGGAACUUGGAUGGAAAGGAUCGGCUGCUACCAGUGCAUUUCGUCCAGCUGAGCCGAGAAAACUAAUGGAGGGGCCUCUAGGUACCAGCAAAGCCCCUCUGCUGGAUGCCCCUGCUUCCAGACCAGCUCGGUUUCUUUUGGAUAUUGACCUUAAUGUGGCAGAUGAAAGUUGUGUUCAGGAGUUCAAUGCUAGAAAUAAUCCUGUUUGUGAGCUUAUGUCUACAUCGCUGCGUAGCUCUGGAGGACUUGACCUUGAUCUGAAUAAAGUUGAUGAAGCUCCUGAUCUGGCUCACGUGGGACGAUACAUGAAUAGCAACAUUCAGAGAGCUGAAGUUUCAACUCAGCAUGUCAAACCAUCGACAUCCAAUGUUUUUUCGACUGGUGCAGCAAGUGGUAAGAGAGAUUUUGAUUUGAAUAAUGGGCCUGCGACCGAGGAAAUACCAUUUGAGCAAAUUCCAUCAAGUCAACAUAACCGUGUCAACAUUCCGCUCCAAACUCCGUUGGGGCCCAGAAUUAAUAGCUCUGACACAGGGAAUUGCUUUUCGUGGUAUCCUCCAGGAAACAGCUACUCAGUAAGUGUGACACCAUCAGCUUUACCUGAUAGAGAAGCUUUUUCGAUCGUCGGGAUAGGUGGUGGUCCGCAGCGUGUUGUGGGCGGUCCAGCCUCAGCCUUAGCGUUUAAUCCUGAUGCUUACAGGGGUUCAGUGUUAUCGUCUUCUCCUGCUUUGCCUUUUCAUGCAUCCCCUUUUCAGUAUCCAGUCUUGCCAUUUGGGACUAGUUUUCCUCUCCCUACAUCUGCGUUGGGUGCUGGAUCAUCUGGGUACAUGGAUCCAACUGGUGGUGGGCGGAUUUCUGCUAUCCCUUCUCAGCUGGUUGGAAAUGCAGCUGGAGUUUCUUUCCAGUAUCCUCAGGCAUAUGUUGUUUCUAGGGCUAUCCCAGAUGCCAGCAAUAACAACGUAAUUGAAAGCAAUCAUAAAUGGGGAAAACAAGGUCUAGAUCUCAACUCUGGUCCUGGAGUUUUGGAUAUGGAGGUUAGAGAUGAGUCACUGCCAAUUGUAUCCAGGCAAGUCUCCACCAUGAAUUCACAGUCCCUUGCGGAGGAGCAAGCAAGAAUGUAUAGCAUGGGAGGCCAUGUGAAAAGGAAGGAACCUGACGGAGGAUGGAAUAUAGAUAAGCUUAACUUUAAGCAAUCAUCAUGGCGAUAGAAUCACAUGAUGCUGCCAUAGUAUAGUGACCCUUGAAAAUUGGAAGUUUUUAGCUAUUUUGUAGAAGAUGGACCCAGGCUAACUACCAAGAAGUCAUCAUCUAACUCUCCUCAUAAAAGGAUGGGUGUGUGGAUUUCUCAAUCUAGUAGAUCUGCUACCAUAUAUUGAGCAGCCAUACGGAGUUGCAGAUGCUUGACAUCAGUCAGUAACCAUAGAGUGCAUGUUCUAAAUGCUGUUCAAUGUGUGAACGCUUCCUUUCCUUCCCCUUGGGUGGGGAGGUACAGAUUCAUGACUGUAUUCUGAUGGCAAUCACCUUAUGAGUUAGAGCUUCAUUUGUUUGGUAUUUACUGUUUAAAUAGAUGUAACCCCCCUUCACCAUACAUCAACUAUAUUUCUGUAUCAUAAUCGUGACAACUUUGGGCUCCUGUUUAUUCUGCUCCUCUGCCUUGCGUUCGGUGUUGUAAUAUUGGUGGUUGCUGUUUAGUGGUUCUGAUGCAAAGCUGCUCUGGUAGUUCGCUUAUUAUACUCCUAAGUUGGAUAGCCGAAAUGGUGCAUGCUUGGAUAUCUGUAUCUUGGUUGCUUGAAUUGCUGAAUAUCUUGAGACUUGAUGUAGGUCUUUUGAUAGCUUGGUUUCUGCUUAGGUUAAAGGUCUCGGUUUUCAUCUGAAAUGAUUCUGAGAAUUUUGGCUUGCAGUAUUUGACUGCGUGUUUGUGCUCGUUUGCAGUCAAUGUAAAUAGUGAACAGUUAAUAGUGGCUGAGUUUUGAUCGUAGUUUCCCACUAGCUACAGCCUACAGGUGACGGAGAUCAUCUCAGCGACUAAAUUUAAAUGUUUAGACUUAAUCAGAUACUUAAACCAUUAUCUCAAUACCACUUUAUUAUUCUAACACAUUUCUUCAAAAA